GGUAAAAUUCUCUAUAAAGUACGAUGGAAAGGAUAUACCUCUGAUGAUGACACCUGGGAACCAGAAGUUCAUUUGGAAGACUGCAAAGAAGUGCUGCUUGAAUUCAGGAAAAAGGUUUUGGACAAUAAGCCUAAACCUGUUAAAAAAGACUUACAGAAACUGUCUCUAGAUGAUGAUAUCUUUGAAGCAGAAUCUGACAGUGACUGGCAGAGUGAAACAAAAGAUGAUAUUUCACCAAAGAAGAAAAAGAAGUCAAAAGAUGGAGAGGGUGAUGCAAAGAAGAAAAAGUCUAAGUCUGCAAAACCCAAAGAAAAACCCAGAACAGAGUGUGAAAAUUCCUCAGAUACUUCGGUUUUAGAUACAAAACCAAAAAAAAGGAUUUCAGAAACCAAGAAUGAUUCAAAUGACCCAAAGAAGCAAAGGAAAGAAUAUACUAAAGAAAUUAAGAAAAAGAAGGGAGAAGUUAAAGAUUUAAAAAUAAAAUCUAAAGAAGAUGCUAAAGAAAAUAAAAAGUCACGAAAGGAGAAGCAUGCAGAUGUUCAGUUUGACUCAGAAGGAAGUACUUCAAAUGAUACGUUUUCUCCAGGAGCUGAUAAUGACAGUUCAGACUUAAAUUUUGAAAAUAAAGAUGGGAAGCAAAAGGUAGUUAGUGGAGAAGAGAGAUUGGAACAGAAAAUUGAUGAAGAAGAUGCCAUUGCUGAUAGGCAUCUUGAUGGAUCGGCAAGUAAUGAAGAUGAUAGUAUUGAUGUUAAGGUUAAAAGACAGAAGAAAAUGCAGAAAGCAGAAGACUAUACAGAGGGAGGUGAAAAGAUGGAAACUCAAGAUACGAAUUCAGAGAAGAAAAGCUUGCACAAAGAGAAAGAAGUAAAGAAAACAGAAAUAAAAGAAAAAUCUCAAAAAAAAGAGUCUGAAAAGGAAGAAAAAAGCAGAAAAGAACAAAAGGGCCUAAAAACAUGGAAGCAUAUAGAUAGUACAUUUGACUUGUUUAAUGUAGCUUCAGAAUAAAAAAGUGAAUAUUCUGAGAAUAACUGCAAAAGAGAAGAAUCUUUGCUAGAUUAUAAAUUGAUAGAAAAAUUAAAAGACAGCUAGGUGUACAAGGGAAGGAGAAGCAUAAGAGAUGAAACAGACACAUGGAUUUACAUUGCUGCAUAAGGUGAUUGAGUAGUAGUGGAUCUGUGUCAAAUGGAGAACUCUGAUGGCAAGCAACAAGUCCUGAGUUUGGGUAUGGACAUGCAGUUAGAAUGGCUGACACUAGAAGAAUUCCAGAAGCAUCUUGAUGGAGAAGAUGAGAAUCAUAUAUCACCAGAACCAAUAUCAAAUACUCUCCUGAGGGAUGCUGUUAAAAGUGGAGAUUAUAUGACAGUGAAAAUGGCACUUUCUUCAAAUGAGGAAUAUAAUCUGGAUCAAGAGGAUGCAAGUGGGAUGACCCUAGUUAUGCUUGCUGCUGCUGGUGGACAUGAUGACCUUCUCCGUGUCCUAAUCAGGAAAGGAGCUAAAGUUAAUAGCAGACAGAAAAAUGGAACAACUGCAUUGAUACAUGCAGCUGAAAAGAAUCUUCUAACAACAGUAGCUAUUCUUCUGGAAGCUGGGGCGUAUGUGAACGUGCAGCAGAGCGGCGGUGAAACUGCCUUAAUGAAGGCAUGUAAAAGAGGGAAUUCUGAUAUAGUGCGGCUUAUGAUUGAAAAUGGAGCGGACUGUAACCUUCUGUCAAAGAACCAGAACAGUGCCCUGCUCUUUGCUAAACAGUGUAGUAACCCACUGGUGUAUGACCAGCUCAGGAGUCAUUUGGAAAUGCUCUCCAGAGUGGCAGAAGAAACCAUCAGGGAUUAUUUUGAAGCUCGCCUUGCUUUGCUGGAGCCAGUCUUCCCGAUCGCGUGCCAUCGGCUCUGCGAAGGGCCAGACUUCUCUAUGGAUUUUAAUUACAAACCCCCACAAAACGUGCCAGAAGGAUCUGGAAUUCUUCUCUUUGUUUUCCAUUCAAAUUUCUUUGGAAAAGAUGUCGUUGCGCGGCUCUGUGGACCAUGCAGUGUACAAGCUGUGGUUUUAAAUGACAAAUUCCAGCUCCCUGUAUUUUUGGACAGUCACUUUAUUUAUUCCUUCAGCCCUACUGGAGGCCUUAACAAGCUUUUCAUACGGUUGGCAGAAGUUCCUGCUGCCAAGGUAAAGCUGCUGAUAGGAGCAUACCGAGUGCAGUUGCAGUGACCUCCCAGCUGUGAGCACGCUGAAUGGACUGACACUUCUUGGGAUAUACUUCUGAUUCCUCUGGUCAGAGGCUGACAAAGCAGUUUGGAACUUUUUGGCACCACACUCCUAAGACCCAGUUCCCAGCUCACUGUCCCUCGUUGGCAGUCAUAUAGGAGUGUUGGAGAGCAGCUGGAUGUGCUGCACUGGUGGGACAGGGUUGUCACCUUUUUUUACUUUGUACAGAUGUAGAUGUAAGUAUUUGUGCCAAUACAUAUAAUUUUGUUUUUCUUUAACUUGUGGAGUCCAGACUGCAUAUUUCAGCUUUUCCACAAUGUGGAAUGGUGCAUAUAAGAACUAUUUAAGGUAACUACGUGAAAUUGUCUUUUUUCAUAGAAAGAUUUUUUCAUUUGUAAACUACUAUUUUCUACUUUCUCUAACGUUUCUAUGUAAAAUGCAGAACUGUCAUAUUCUUGAAGCUGUG
Acanthisitta chloris (rifleman) is the source of this 2665-nucleotide messenger RNA. It is a transcript of the gene MPHOSPH8, whose product is annotated as M-phase phosphoprotein 8. The transcript has 14 exons. The annotation marks the transcript as partial. Gene Ontology annotation, cellular component: nucleus; cytoplasm. Gene Ontology annotation, molecular function: protein binding. NCBI's taxonomy places the organism in Eukaryota, Metazoa, Chordata, Aves, Passeriformes, Acanthisittidae. The record is from RefSeq and is a predicted model, not a curated record.